AUGCGCAUCUUCAAAGGGUGGGCUCUGGACAUCCUCAAGACCUCUCCGCUUAUUGCUCGUCACCUGGAAGCCCAGAUAUCGAUGCUCGCAGUUACGAUGGUAUGCGGACGCAUAUCGUCUACCGCGCGGUUUAAUGAAAUCGGUGUCCAACAGCUAAGCAGCCAUGUUCAUUCUCAAAUUUUUCGAAGGAAAUGUAUUCCAUCGAAUCCGGAGUUGGUUAAACUUUCGAAGGACCAUCUUUCGCGACAUGAUCUGCUUGGUAAAACUCAAGAAGGUUCAAAUCCGAUCGCAUUUGACAUUCCUCCCUUGACAGGACAUACGAUGGAUGAGCAUUUUUACAAAUUGGGAAUGGAUUCUUCGGAGCCUUACCUUACCAACGCCAAACAGUAUGCAAGAAUUGAUCUUCCACCUGUACCAAAAAAAUGGAUUCGAAGGAGUGGGUGGACAAAAUACAACCGUGACGGAACAACCGAAACAGUUGACGCGCCCAUCGAAGAGAUGUUAACUUUUGAUACUGAAGUAAUGUGGAAAGAGUCUUCUUUUGCAGUCAUGGCAUGUGCGGCAAGUCCAACUGCAUGGUAUGCCUGGUUGUCGCCUUACCUUCUCGGCGAAACAAAAAAUGAACGACAGCUUAUUCCCCUCGGGUCCCCGUCUCACCCUAGAAUUAUUGUAGGUCACAAUGUUGGGUACGAUCGCGCAAGGAUUUUGGAGGAAUAUAGUAUUGAACAAACCCGGAACUUCUUUCUCGACACUAUGUCCCUGCACGUCGCUGUUAACGGAAUGUGCUCUCAACAACGGCCCACCUGGAUGCGACUCAAGAAAAAACGCGACCUAAGGGAUAAACUCAUGAGGGGUAAUAACUCUGUUGAGCUUGCUGCACUUGCUGAAGAUAACCUUAUUCCGGAAGAAGAAGAGGAACUCUGGGUUGGCAGGAGCUCAAUCAAUUCGUUACGCGACGUUGCCAAGUUUCAUUGCAAUAUCACAAUAGAUAAAUCUCAACGGGAUUACUUCAGUGAACUCGAUCGCUCAGCGGUUCUGGAACAUCUUGAUGAACUUAUUGAUUACUGCGCAGCUGAUGUCUCUAUUACUCAUCGUGUUUACAAAAGAGUUUUUCCUACCUUCUUGGAGGUGUGCCCACAUCCGGUUAGUUUUGGCGCGUUGAGACACCUGUCUUCUGUCAUUUUGCCGGUAAACAACACCUGGGACGAAUACCUCAAGAAUGCGGAGGAAACCUAUCAACGUCUUCUGGAAGAUGUACGAAAACGGUUAUUGGAGCUUUGCGACAGGGCUGUAGCCGUGAAGGAUAAACCUGAAAUAUAUGAGAAAGAUCCCUGGUUACGGCAGUUGGACUGGUCUGGACAAGAAAUUAGGAUGGUUAAAGGAAAGAAAAAAGGGGACCCUGUCAGACCGGCUGCCAGGCAAAAAUUGCCUGGAAUGCCGAAAUGGUACAAGGGCCUCUUUCCUACAAGCACUUCUGCUAUUAAUCUGAGUGUUCGCACCCGCUUAGCACCAAUUCUCCUAAAACUCUCUUGGCUUGGAUAUCCCCUGUUUUGGUCAGAUGUGUAUGGGUGGACAUUCCAGGUUCCUAAAAAGGAAUUGAAGAAAUUCGAGAACCAAGCGGUUAAUCCGUGUAACAUGGCAGUAGAGAAGAAUCUACUCCUUAAAGACGAUAAAGAGCAUGUCUAUUUUAAACUACCGCAUAAGGAUGGACCCGAAUCUCGCUGCGUGAAUCCGCUUGCAAAAGGCUAUCUGCAGUAUUUUGAAGGUGGGAGACUGUCAUCCCAAUUCGAUUUGGCUAAGGAGGCUCUGGAAAUGAAUGCAUCGUGUUCUUACUGGAUUAGCGCAAGGGAUCGAAUUACAAGCCAGAUGGUCGUUUACCAAAAUGAUAUUGAAAAGCUUACUGAGCGAUCAUUGUCGGACCCGUCGUUGAAGCAGGGCUUCAUUUUACCACAAGUUAUUCCCAUGGGAACUAUUACCCGGCGUGCAGUGGAGAACACCUGGCUAACUGCGAGUAACGCAAAAGCUAACCGGGUAGGAUCCGAACUUAAAGCUAUGGUUAGAGCACCUCCGGGUUAUGUGUUUGUGGGAGCCGACGUGGAUUCUGAAGAGCUGUGGAUUGCCAGUCUUGUGGGAGAUGCGCAAUUUCAAAUUCAUGGAGGAAACGCGAUCGGAUUCAUGACUCUCGAAGGCACAAAGGCGGCUGGCACAGACUUACAUUCAAAAACAGCGAAAAUCCUGGGAAUAUCUCGGAAUGAUGCCAAAGUUUUUAAUUAUGGCCGUAUCUACGGAGCGGGUCUCAAAUUUGCAGCUACCCUUCUUCGCCAAUUCAACCCAUCGAUGCCUGAACAGCAGACAAAACAGGUUGCCGCUAAGCUUUAUGAAGAAACUAAAGGCACUAGAACCAACCGAAAAAUAUUUAGCAAUCGGCCAUUUUGGAGAGGGGGCACUGAGUCGUUUGUUUUCAAUAAACUUGAAGAGUUCGCAGAACAGGAAAGGCCUAGAACGCCCGUUCUGGGAGCGGGUAUUACCGAGGCUUUGAUGCGCCGUUUCAUCAACAAGGGUAGUUUUAUGACAUCGCGGAUAAACUGGGCAAUUCAAUCGUCUGGCGUUGACUACCUGCACCUACUAAUCAUCUCGAUGGACUUCCUUAUCCGACGAUUUAACUUGGAUGCCCGCCUUGCAAUCACGGUACACGAUGAGAUCAGGUAUUUGGUCAGAGACCAUGACAAGUACCGUACCGCGAUGGCGUUGCAAGUAGCGAAUCUUUGGACUCGAGCUAUGUUUUCACAGGAGAUGGGAAUUGACGAUCUACCCCAGUCAUGCGCGUAUUUCUCUGCUGUUGAUAUUGAUAAGGUUCUAAGAAAGGAGGUGGAUAUGGAUUGCAUAACCCCUUCUCACCCAAACAAGAUACCACAUGGUGAAAGUUUGAAUAUCGAGAGCCUUCUUGCGAAAGGCGUCGAAGCAAAAUUGGAUCCUUCCAUCGAACCUACUGUUCCUCCCACUCCAGAAAAAUUCACCUACACCCCGCGAAAAUCCGUUAUGUCCUCCCUACAAAACUCCCAGGAUCAAAAUUUCAUCAAAGCCCAGAUUUGCAGUGAUGACAAAGAACUACGUGAAAUCAUCAAGGGCAUGAAUUCCCCGACAUCUCUGAAUUCGCCAUUUUCAACAACAAUACCGCGGCUUUCAACUCGAAAACCACGGACCAAAUCAACCAUACCCGUACACGCAGAGCCACAGAAGGCGAUUCUCAUGGAAGUGCAACCUGCGCUCCUGAACGGCAUGAAGAAUGCCACUAAUUUCACGAAAUCGCCUCAUUUAACUAAUUCUCAUCGAGUCGCCUGGAGGCCAAGACAUUCUUCGCCUGGUCUGUAA
This is a messenger RNA of Paracoccidioides lutzii Pb01, 3372 nucleotides long. Its product is annotated as DNA polymerase gamma. Bases 1 to 3372 code for a protein of 1123 amino acids. The transcript is spliced from 2 exons. Gene Ontology annotation, biological process: mitochondrial DNA replication. Gene Ontology annotation, molecular function: 3'-5' exonuclease activity; DNA-directed DNA polymerase activity; DNA binding. Gene Ontology annotation, cellular component: mitochondrion; gamma DNA polymerase complex. The record is from RefSeq and is a predicted model, not a curated record.